Glycine soja is the source of this 786-nucleotide messenger RNA. RefSeq names its product B3 domain-containing protein REM16-like. The transcript has 5 exons. Gene Ontology annotation, molecular function: DNA binding. The record is from RefSeq and is a predicted model, not a curated record. Bases 1 to 786 code for a protein of 261 amino acids. Lineage: Eukaryota; Viridiplantae; Streptophyta; Magnoliopsida; Fabales; Fabaceae.
AUGGAUGCAAUUGUUAGCUUGAAUACUCUAAGUACAAGAGUGACACCAUCUUCACUUCAAACUGCAUGCAUGGCUGCUCAUCGUCCAGGGAGGGAUGCUACCCUGCCAAUCCUUUUCUUCAAGAUUAUUCUUAAAACUAAUCUUGAAAGGCUUAAAAUACCUAACAAAUUUACAAGCAAAUAUGGAGGAGGCUUGCCAAAUCCAGUGUUUAUCAAGCCUUUGGAUGGCACUCAAUGGAAAGUGAAUUGGACAAAACAGAACGGAACUUCUCAGAUUGAUGUACUCAUACUUGACCAAAGUGCACUAGAGAUAGACUAUCUUUGUGACACUUGUGAUGAAAAUGAAACCCUCGAUCAUACUCAUGAGGCACCCAAUACGAUUUUUGGUGAAUGGCCAGAUCAGAAAGCUGAAAAAAUGAGAGGAGAAGAGCCUAUUGAAAGAACUUCAUCAUUGAAUAUGCCAACGCAAAGUAGAGCAAAGGAAGUAGCAAGAAAUUUCAUCUCAUACAAUCCUUUCUUCACGGUUUUCAUAAAGCCUGUUCAUGUAGCAGAUGGCCGGCUGCCUUUACCAGAUUUGAAAGGUAUUAUUGAGAACAAGGAGAAGUAUCUGAAGCUGCAGCUUGGGGAAAGAUCAUGGAAUGUUAAGUUGCUCAAUAAUAGGCUCUCUGCUGGUUGGACCUCGUUUGCAAGUGAAAGUGAAUUGCAACCAGGAGACGUUUGUGUAUUUGAACUGAUUAACAGGGAGGAUUCGGUUUUUAAAGUUCACGUCUUCAAAAGACACUGUUAG